This is a messenger RNA of Spodoptera frugiperda (fall armyworm), 2314 nucleotides long. Its product is annotated as CLIP domain-containing serine protease HP8. Gene Ontology annotation, biological process: proteolysis. Gene Ontology annotation, molecular function: serine-type endopeptidase activity. The transcript has 4 exons. Bases 171 to 992 code for a protein of 273 amino acids. The record is from RefSeq and is a predicted model, not a curated record. NCBI's taxonomy places the organism in Eukaryota, Metazoa, Arthropoda, Insecta, Lepidoptera, Noctuidae.
AAUUCACUUUGAGCUCAUUCGCUGUACGCACCUCGGAUUGUGCGGUCAACUAUACAAGGCUCAUACCUUGCAGUUGAACCGACAAUCUAUUCCUAAAGCCUUUUUAAGGUCAGGAAAAAUAGUUCCUACAUCUAAAUGCAGUAGAAUUUGCGAAACGAAUUUAAAUAAAAAUGGCGUCCAUUGUGUUUGUGAUUUUGUGUGUUACCGUCGCUGCGGUGAAAAGCGCGAUUUUAAACCCGUGGAGUAAAGUUGAGGCCAACAAAUGUGGCGUGGAAGCCAGUACUAACUUGGUCCAUCACAAUCCAUGGCUGGUCUACAUCGAGUAUUGGCGUGGAAACUCAGAUACUGAGAUCCGAUGCGCCGGUACUUUGAUCGAUAGCAAACAUGUCGUCACAGCUGCCCACUGCGUUAGGACUCUGAAGUUCAGUCAUUUGAUCGCCCGUCUUGGCGAAUACGACGUAAAUUCUAAAGAGGACUGCGUUCAGGGCGUGUGUGCCGAUCCCAUCGUCAGAAUCAAGGUGGCUGAGAUCAUCGUGCAUCCUAACUACAGCAACCGGGAACAUGACAUUGCAAUCUUAAGGCUGGAGGAGGAAGCUCCUUAUACCGAUUUCAUCCGGCCCAUCUGUCUGCCUUCUGGUGAUCUCGCAGAAGACACCCAGUUCUUAGCAGCCGGCUGGGGUGAGAUCCCCACGAAAGGCUUCUUCAGCCACGUGAAGAAAAUCGUCCCCCUACCGUACUGGAAUCGGGAGAGAUGCCAAAAGGUCUACCAGUACAAUUAUAUCCCUGAGAACGUGAUCUGUGCCGGUGGUGAAGAGGGCAUCGACACCUGUAGGGGUGACUCCGGUGGUCCUUUAACCCGAGUGGGUGAAACCAUCGAGCUUUGGGGAGUCACCAGCCAUGGCAAUAUCCACUGUGGCACCAAAAACUCCCCAGGAAUCUACACCAGCGUGGCUGAUCAUUUGGACUGGAUCAAGACUGUUCUCAAAUCUUAAAUAAUUGGAAAUUUACCGACUAAGGCAUCGUCUAAAGGCUUUUGAGUUAAUGUACAUAUGAAAAUAGUUUAAUAGAAUAGGUUAAUAGAUUUUGAAAACUGACGACAAAUGAUCUCCUUAAUUUUAAACUUUAAAAGUCUAUUUAAAAAAAUGAUAAGUACAUUUUAAUGUCGAUUUUAAAUUAAAUAUUUUGCAGUCUGAUCCUGUGCCUUGCAAUAGACCAUUGUAUUUAUAAGUAAUAUUAGUAUUUAUUGUAUUUGUAAUAAGAUUCACUUUUAAAUGUAAUAGUUUUCCACUGACGAGAAAGUCUGAUUACCAUUUGCCAUUAUUAACACUCACUAGUACGUAAAGGACCAACUUAUUAUAAGAUAACUUAUUUAUUUAUUAAGUUAAAACUAUAAGGAGACAGCUCUCUCACCUAGUUAGUUUAUAUAAGUACCAUAAUAAUUAUGUAUAAGCGAAACAAAAUUAGAAAAGAAAAUUGUAUAUUAAAUGUUAAUGCAUUGUAUUCAAUGACUUUUCAAUUUUGUUACGCGACGUCCUGUGUAAGCGAAUAGAAGCGAACGCGACGCGGUGCGAUGCGGCGUUUGUAUUCUACGUGCAUGCGAAUCGUUUCUUUUUUUCUGUUUCUGACAUUAUAGCCAAACAAAACGUCUGACCAAACCAAGCUAAUUGAUCGCGUUCGGUUCGUUUCGGACCGCAUCGUACGUGCGUUUGACCACUUCAAUAGAUUUCGACAGUUUGUUGUUCCCGCGCCGCACCGCUUCGCAUUCGCUUCUAGAUCGCUCACGCAAGACGCGUUGACGGUUUAAGAGAAAUAAAAGAACAUUCUUUGCUAUAGAAUUCUAGAAAAACCAGUACAAAUUAGAUAUUUUUGUAAUUUAUAGUAUUUAUGAUAAUGGAUUCCGAAUUACAGUAUUUCAUAAUAAAUCGGUAAUAAUUUUGAUUUUGAAUUUACGCAACAAGUGGCGAGUAAGUCGUAAAAAUUUAGGUUAGGUACUAAUUUAAAAGUUUAAAAUUUGAAAUUUAAAUAUGUAUUUAAAUAGCAUUUAAACAAUAGUUUUUUAUUUUACACAUUCCGACUUUCUCGAUACUUUCAAUAAACAUAUCAUAAUUGGCUUGUUUAAAUUUAAAAUAUUUAUUUAAAUGUAAAAAUUUUUGUACGUUAUAAAUGUAUUUAUUUUGACAUUUAAAAUGUACUUAAAAAAAUUAAAUGUAAAAAUGUGCCUUAAUAAAUUAAUUGUAAAUCAUUUAAAAUGAAAAAAAAAAGAUGCGAGAACAAAAAAGUAGGGAAAAAGACAAUAAAUGGCGAAUCAUAAGAA